This is a messenger RNA of Emericellopsis cladophorae, 1527 nucleotides long. RefSeq lists its product as uncharacterized. The transcript has 2 exons. NCBI's taxonomy places the organism in Eukaryota, Fungi, Ascomycota, Sordariomycetes, Hypocreales, Bionectriaceae. The record is from RefSeq and is a predicted model, not a curated record. Gene Ontology annotation, molecular function: acyltransferase activity, transferring groups other than amino-acyl groups. Bases 1 to 1527 code for a protein of 508 amino acids.
AUGUCUUGGCUACCCUCGCGUCUGCCCUUCCUCAAGGGCCCAGCGCGAUCACAGGUCCCGAUUGUGACAACCGACGAGAUCGUCCCAGUGCAUCUGUUCGACAGUACCACGGCACUGCAGUCAUGCAUCCUUGUGUGGCUGUUCCGCUUCAACGAGCGAUUGGACCCCGACAAACUUCACGACUCCCUCUCACGCGUCUUCCAGAGGGAAGGAUGGCGCAAGCUAGGGGGCCGAUACAGGCGUCGAAGCAAUGACGGAAAGCUGGAAAUUCACAUACCCAAACCAUUCACAGCCCAGAGACCACCGGUCCACUUCACCCGAGAGACGUUCAACACACGCAUGGAUGAGCACCCGUUGGCGUCCAAGCUUCCUCAGGCCACUGGAAAGGUCACCACAUUCCCGGGCCCACGGGCCUUCAACGCGCUUGCCAUGGGUCCCGGGUCACCAGCUACGUACGAUGACCUGAUCUACGACGACAAGCCCCAGUUCUCGCUCCAUGUCACCAACUUCACAGACGGCACCCUCGUCGGGCUGGGCCACUCCCAUAUGACCGCCGACUUGCUGGGCCUCACGGCUGUCAUUGAGGCAUGGUGCCAGGAGCUGGCGGGCGAGUCUGACAAGAUUAAGCCAUUCGGAGGCGUGGAGGAGGACGGCAUGAAAGGUCUGUACGAACCCCCGACGCAAGAGAAACAUAUCCUAGCCGGAAAGGAACUCCAGGGAUCAGGCCUCGCGUACUGGGGGCUGCGUGCGGUCUGGCAGGCAAAGAAUGCACGCCUGGCUUCACGCACGCUGUGCAUCCCCAAGACGACAAUGGAGAAGCUGGCCACGCAGGCCAAGAGCCAGAUGACGAGGCAGCCGUCGGACACCCUUCCGCCAGACGGACGCGACGCACACUUCAUCUCGGACGGGGACGUGCUGGCCGCUUUACUGUGUCGUCUCAACGCCCAGAACCAGUCGACGAUGAGCAGGAACAUUGUGACCAUGAUGGCGCUCGAUCCACGCACACGCGCCCCCUCGGCGUUUCGCACCGACGUCGCGUACGCGGGCAACUCACCAACGGCCGUCUUCUUUGAGUGCUCUGCGCAGGACGCCGUCGACAUGUCCCUCGGGGACCUCGCCCUCUGCGCCCGCCAGGCGAUUGCAGCACAGGCGACCGAGGAGCAGAUGAAAGCCUAUGCCGCCCUUUCCGCGGAGUCAGUGCGGGCGAGGAACAUGAAUGUCAUGUUUGGUGACAGGAACAUGGCCUUUCAGCUCAUGUCCAACUGGCUCAAGGCGAGUCUCUUUGAGAAGAUUGACUUUAGUCCGGCAAUAGUCGAGGAGGCAUCGUCGGCGGCCAGAGCGGCGAGCCAGCACAAACGGGGGCAUCCGGUGUAUUAUCACUCUGCAGACCCGGGCGACGUCGAGGGUCCGUAUGUUAUGCAUCUGGUGGUGGUCAUGGGGGCGGAUCACGAUGGGAAUCUCUGGAUGUCAUGCGUUCUGCCGGAGACUACGUGGUCAGACCUGGUAGGAUUUCUGGACUCCCUCUGA